This is a messenger RNA of Indicator indicator, 1512 nucleotides long. It is a transcript of the gene GLRA3, whose product is annotated as glycine receptor alpha 3. Gene Ontology annotation, cellular component: plasma membrane; postsynaptic membrane; synapse. The coding region runs from base 1 to 1512 and encodes 503 amino acids. Gene Ontology annotation, biological process: regulation of membrane potential; signal transduction; nervous system process. The record is from RefSeq and is a predicted model, not a curated record. Gene Ontology annotation, molecular function: transmembrane signaling receptor activity; glycine binding; transmitter-gated monoatomic ion channel activity. NCBI's taxonomy places the organism in Eukaryota, Metazoa, Chordata, Aves, Piciformes, Indicatoridae. The transcript is spliced from 10 exons.
AUGCCUCGAACACGACUACUCCAGGGCUCCACGGUGGCGCCGAGCAGCAUGACCCGGAUUAGGUACCUCCGCGCUGCUGUCUCGGGAUUUUAUCUGUGGGAAGCCGCGGUACUGCUCAGCUUGGUAGCCACAAAGGAAACAGACAGUGCAAGAUCUCGUAGCAUGCCAAUGUCGCCAUCUGAUUUCCUGGAUAAGCUAAUGGGGAGGAUGUCAGGCUACGAUGCAAGGAUCAGGCCAAAUUUCAAAGGCCCUCCAGUUAAUGUCACAUGCAACAUAUUUAUAAACAGCUUUGGAUCCAUUGCAGAGACAACCAUGGAUUACCGAGUAAACAUAUUUCUCCGUCAGAAUUGGAACGAUCCACGUCUCGCAUACAGUGAAUAUCCAGAUGACUCUUUAGACUUAGACCCAUCCAUGCUGGAUUCAAUUUGGAAACCUGAUUUGUUUUUUGCCAAUGAGAAAGGUGCCAACUUUCAUGAAGUUACAACAGAUAAUAAGCUGUUACGAAUUUUCAAAAAUGGAAACGUACUUUAUUCCAUCAGAUUGACUUUAAUACUGUCCUGUCCGAUGGAUCUCAAAAAUUUUCCAAUGGAUGUGCAAACAUGUAUAAUGCAGCUGGAAAGCUUUGGAUACACAAUGAAUGAUCUAAUUUUUGAAUGGCAAGAGAAGGGAGCAGUUCAAGUAGCAGAAGGUCUCACACUGCCACAGUUUCUGCUGAAAGAAGAAAAGGAUUUGUGUUACUGCACCAAGCAUUACAAUACAGGAAAGUUUACAUGUAUUGAAGUCCGAUUCCACCUUGAGAGGCAGAUGGGUUACUAUCUCAUCCAGAUGUACAUACCAAGUCUCUUGAUUGUCAUUCUCUCCUGGGUUUCAUUUUGGAUCAAUAUGGAUGCAGCUCCAGCCAGGGUGGCUUUAGGCAUAACAACUGUACUGACCAUGACAACACAAAGCUCAGGUUCAAGAGCAUCUCUUCCAAAGGUGUCAUAUGUGAAAGCAAUUGACAUCUGGAUGGCUGUAUGUCUGCUCUUUGUGUUUUCUGCACUUUUGGAGUAUGCAGCUGUAAACUUUGUGUCAAGGCAGCAUAAAGAACUUCUGCGAUUCCGCCGCAAGAGGAAGAAGAACAAGUAUUUUGAGGGAGUUCUUGAUGGAAAUGAAAUCAGUGAAUCAUUGCAGCAUAGCAAUGGCUUGAGAUGUACAGGACCUAUAGACGGGACUUUGCCUCAAAUCUACAGUACAAAUUUAAGGGAUGAUGAUGCAAGGGACAGUCAGUUUAGCUUUACAGCAUAUGGAGUGAGCCCAUGUGUGCAAGCAAAAGAUGGAGUGACACAAAAGGGGCCAAACAAUCCUGUUCAAGCUGCACCAAAAAGCCCUGAGGAAAUGAGAAAGGUAUUCAUUGACCGGGCUAAGAAGAUAGACACGAUAUCCAGAGCUUGUUUCCCAUUAGCCUUUCUGAUUUUCAAUAUUUUUUACUGGGUAAUUUACAAAAUCAUCAGGCAUGAGGACAUUCAUCAAUAA